AUAUCGAAUAGAUUAAGAGGACUGGUACACUGAACCGUACACAAACCUAGCCCGUUAGCAAUUGAUUAGAUCACGUUUAUCUCACGCGUGUGCAAAUUGAUAUAAAUUGGAUAUGACAGGCUUUCAAGAUUCUUCUUGCUCCCUAAAACCUCUAAAAAUCAGCUCACAAUUUCACAUACAGUUGUGCAAAUGGUGGUUGUGGAAUAUUUAAGUACUACAUUAUUAAAAAUUAUAUACAUUGAAUGAGACACUAGCAAACUUGGAGGAACAUUCAGAGGAUCGAAGACAUGACAACUUGGUUAAACAAGCAAAAACUUAUCCUUGUUUUUGAUUUGCAUAUAUAUAAAUUGCUAACAUUUUGGUCUAAACCUUUCAUCAAGAAACAGCCUUUCUCAUCCACAUUCUUCAAACUGAGUUGAUCUGCAAUAAGAAAAUUAAGACAGCUUCAAAUGCCAAAUCAAAUGACGACAAAUCAUGUUCGUUCCACGAGCUUGCCUACAGCAACUCAUCCUCUCAUUGUGAAUGCAGAGCAGCAGUUGCAACGGUUAAAGUCAUCGGAAGGAACUUCCACAUCUUCUAACUCGACGAUAUGCCAAAAAUUGGAUGGGCUCAAGAAAUUAUACGAUUGUGUUGAUGGUGUUCUCAAGUUGCCAAUUACUCAACAGGUUCAUGAAAAACAUGCCAAAUUACUUGAACAAGUAUCUGAUGUGUCCCUUAAUGUUUUGGAUACUUGUAGCAUCACUAAAGAUGCUUUCUCACAGAUGAAAGAAAGUGUUCAACUACUCGAGUCAUCUCUUCGAAGAGCUAGAGGUGGAGAAUCUAACUUAUCCACUCAAGUUGAUGCAUACAUGGCAUCUAACAAGAAAUUGAACAAAGUGAUUUGCAAAUGUUUCAAAGAUUUGAAGCAGAAAGAAAAUAACCAGUCAAUAGUAAUAGAAGAUUCUGACUUUACAUCAUUGAUUAGCCUAGUGAAAGGAGUUGAAGGUUUUAGUCUUAUAGUGUUGGAAUCAACUCUAUCUUUUAUCUCCCAUCCAAAGAUGAGAUCAUCAAGGGCAAGUAGUUGGUCUUUGGUCAAGAUGUUGAAGCCAAAGAGAGUUUCAUGUGAAGGAAUUGAUAUAUCUGAAGUAGAGAAGAUACACAUGGAGUUACUUCUUCUGAGAAACGAGAAGAUAGAUCAAUCACAGAUACUAAGUGCACUUAAAAAAUUGCAGGCAUUUGAGUCGAGCAUUCAACAAGUAGAGGAGAGUCUUGGAGCUAUCUUUAGGCUUCUCUUGAAAAACCGAGUUUCCAUUCUCAACAUUCUCAGCACUAAUUAGUGCUAUAUGAUGAGUAUACGGGGUUUCAAUCUUGUGUAUACAACCUUUCAUACAGAGUACACGAAAUGUAACAAUAUUUCCGGUUGUAAAUAGAAAUUGGUCAUAUAGAAUACAACAGAUGUACAAAUUUUUUGAGCUAUCUAUCCUUAAAUAAACUGAUUGUUUCCAUCAACAAUCUCCAUAUUGGAGACAUGUGCACAAUCAUAAUAGUGUUUGUUGACAUUAACUGAUUGUCACUUGUAGCUGAACUGUCAAUAUUCCACUUGUUUCUCCUCAAGUAGAAAAAUGACAUAGGCUUAACCAAUAUCCAACUCUUGAAUGACUCAUUUCAACUCGCUCAUGUGUUAUGACAUGUCGUGGUAAAUUCAAAUACUUACACAAGGUUUUUGACGGACCAGGCAGUAUAACGCUCGUGGAUCAAAAUAUAACAUCUUCCUAUUUAAUCUUCAUUUUAAUAGUAUAUUCCUUCAAAUCCAACAAUUUCAAGCAUAAACCACUUGUAUGGCAGGACAGUGGAAUCUUUUAAUUUCUGACUUCAGCUUAUUAAUGUAUAAUCCGAUAUUGUAUGAAAAACUUGCCAAAUUACAUUUGAACAUGCUCUCCCAGGAAAAACAUGGGAAUUUACUAGAACAUAUCCCUAACUGUUAACAUUUCGUUAUUGUCUUUUUCCCCUCCGUCCAUGCUCAUCAUUAAUAUGCAACCUUAUGAAACUAGCCAAUUUUGUAGUGGAUAAGACAUUCAGAAGACCAAAAGAUGACAUAUAUACGGUUGCAAGGUAAUUGAUAUAGAACAAGUUGUUUUUAGGAGAAAAAUAGAAUCUGUUAUGAAGAAUUUAGGAUGAAGACACGGCAUGGAGGGAAAAAAGUGUAAAGAAGCCUUACAUCAGGAGAAGAUAAUGUGGAAAAUCGUUUUAUAUAGUCUACAAAGAUUUUUGGGUAUGUGUAUAGGGACAACAUUAACUGCAAUUGUGAAGAUUUGAAGGAAAUCUUUUUUCUAAUAAAGAUCAUCUUUCUGUUCUACCUAAAACCUAAAUGCCAUUUCCAAGAAACAGUC
Molecule: messenger RNA, 2369 nt
Organism: Lycium barbarum (goji berry)
Lineage: Eukaryota; Viridiplantae; Streptophyta; Magnoliopsida; Solanales; Solanaceae
Exons: 1
Coding region: 450-1316 (288 amino acids)
Biological process (GO): shoot system development; root development
Source: RefSeq, a predicted model, not a curated record